CGCGACGCACGAUCGCGUGGAUUUUUCUUGGCUCCGUGGCACGUUACACGCCUCGACGUACGUCGGUUCCGUCGCACGUUCGCGCGCUACCCUCGUCUACCUGUUGUUCGUCGGCCCAGUUUUUCCAGCGUGCCCGAUUUUUUUCCUCGCCACGAACGCCGACUUGCGCGACCCGCGUCUCUCGGUGUGCCUCGUCCGGAUUACCGGGUUCCCCGAAAUUUACUGCGCUGGAUUCAACGUCGCCGACCGUUUGCCAGGUCUGAAAGGAUUAACGCGACGUAAGCCCAGGUAUCCUGAACUCUAAUAACAGUGGCAGAGCGGGGAACAGGUCCAUAAGCUCCGGGAUUUUAGAGCUUGCUGACCCCCAGGAGGACAACACUAAUCCAUUACAACUUGGCGAUGAUGUAACGGGACUUUCGCUGUCGCUGCAGUGUAAGCAACGAUGUCCACGCAAUGCAGCCGCUUCGUGCAGAACGCCUGGAAGAAGGAACUCUGUUCGAACUGCUUCAAGCUGCGAGAGGAGCACACGCUGCCGGAAGAGACGCUCAGGCUGAACAUCGGCAGGGCUUUGACGCACGUCAAGACUGAUAAUAUUAAGAUACAGGGCAUCCUCCGCGCCAGGACGUCCAGCCAUAAAGAGCAGAAGAAGAAGAGCGUCGCGUUCCCGGAAUGCCUGACGGUGAUAAUCGGCUACGGUGGCGAUGACCUGCCCUCCGACACCGAGGAGGACGACGAGCAGGACUUCGUGGAGUCGUUCAACGACGACGACGCGGUGCCCGACAGCGAGGAGGAACGAGCCCUUGGGAACCUGACGCGGGCCAACACCAGCUUCAACACGAUCACCGCGAACCUGACGGAGGUAGUGCCGGCGCCAGAGACGAGCAAGUCGUCGGCGGCGUCGAGAUCCUUCGCUUCCCUGAUGCUGGGAAGGAUACAGAAGGACUCGGAGGGCAAGAAGACCACGCUGCUGGUCUCGGUGACGCCGUUCGGCGGCGACGAGUCUGUGCCCACGGCGAAGAGGCCCAGCGACAAGAAGAUCAACGGGUUCGUCAACGGGUUCUCCAGUCCGUCCAAGCACAAGCCCGCCGAGAGCAUCGAUAAAUCCGAGAUAACGCUGAAGAGCGUGAAGAAGACGGACGUCGAGGCCAAGAGGGACGAGAGGAAGGAGCAGAAGCGUCCCAUGGGCAUGGAGAAGAUCGCGGACAUGCCUCUGAUCGCGUCCAGCAAUUUCGUCUCUGUCGUCCAGAGGGACUCCGGCGACUUCGACGACGCGAAGGAGAAAACGAUCGAGGCUGGCGUGGAAAACCCCGAGAGGAUCCUGGAGCUGGGCAAACCGGACAAGAGGAUCAGCGUGCCCCGCUGUUCGAUCAAGAAACCAGAUUCCGACAAGUUGAAAGUCUCCGUGCUGGGUUCUCAGAACUAUACCAAGGUCGAUUACGAGCUAGCCGGACCGACCAAGAGGUCCCCGGAGAUCUUCGGGUCGAAGCACGGCGGAUCGAACAGGGGCAUCGAGUUGACGUUGACGCCUCUGUCGAAGCACGACAACGAGAAGCCCGAGAGCGACAGGUCCAUGAUUCGCGAACAGGAUAAGAUCACGGUGACCGCCAAGAACGAGGAUUCUCCAAAAGCGUGCACACCGGAGAGUGCAAGGACGGAGAAGAAAUUCAGUUUCGAGGAGAGUCGCGAACUGGCUGGCGAACCCGACGGGAGAGCGGACGAGGAGGAAGUGACGGAACCACCCGCGCUUCCGAGAAGCCCGCCACCCGUCGAAACUAGGCCUUCUUUUCAGACAGAGAGCCACAACAAGCUGUCAGUUAUAGCUACGGAGCCACGACCGUCUUUCCUGCAUGGGGCAGUCCAUCAGGAGCCCAAGGUCAAGCCAGCGGUGCCCCAAAAGCCGGUCAAUUUCUCAUCUAAAAGUAGUGGGCCGUCGGACGGAAACGUGCAGACGAAGAAGGACUACGUCCUGCCACCGCCUUCGGUUCAAAAUGCUGGCAAACCUGCUCAAACUUCGGGUACGAGUCUCCCUACGCGAGACACAAGUCCCACCCGACCAACCGCCAAAGACAAGACCGAGGAGCCUCGAACUCCAACUCUCGAGCAGGGUCGCGGGCCGUGCGACGAGAUUGCUCCGAAGGAGGACCAUCGGGUCAGCCAGAUCCCGCGGAGUGUCGGCAAGUUCGCGUGCCAGGAAUUCGAAUUGUUAACGAAACCGUCGGAGUCGAGGAUACCUCAAGUAGCCAAGGGGAAGGGUUCUUUGAAUAUGGCCAGGGGUCAGACCGCGGACGGCGGGGACAACGAAACCCUGGCGGUCGAGGAGGACCUCCAGGAUGUUCAGUGCGCGUCGACGGAAUCGAUACGUUCGCCGAGCAAAAGAAGAAUGGCCCCGAAACCACCGGCGUCGGAUAUCGUUGAAGAAUUAACACCCAGCGCCUCGUUGUUCGCCAGGAAUCCUGGGGCUACCUUCAAGUCGGACUCGCCGGUGGUCCGCGAGAAGGAGAAGAGGGAGAGGGCGUCGUCUUGCAGUCCAAAGUUCAGGAAGGCCGUCUCGGAGUUGCCUGACCCCACGACCGCUCAAACGGUGGAUCCGGCGUCGAGGAGGACGAUAUCUCUGUCGCAGGACAGCCUGACGACCAGUCAAGAGGUCAGGGAGGAGAAGAAGAGAAGCAGAUCGCGUUUCUCUUUGAAGAGAUUCCUCAGAAUGGGCUCGAGGAAGGACGUGGACAUGGUCGGGCACUCGGCCAGUUCGAGGAUCGAUGAGAUCCCGACCACGCCGCAGCCGAAGCCGCGAUUGGAGAUCAUUCAUCCGCUGGAACUGGACGGCGCUGCCGUCGAGGUGGUGGGGAACGAUCGGAUCAGCAGGAUAGGCGAAGAUCAACCUGAUUCCUGCGGUUCUAGAAACGACGCCGCUAGAGGAACUCGAUCGCCGUUGUCCACGGGAGCCCACGCGGCCGUGAGACCCGGAAAACCACCCCCACCGCCGAGGAACCAGUCCUUGGAGGAUUGGUCGCGACUGGAUCCAGUGAGCAAACCGGUCAGACCACCGCCGCCGCGCGUCGAGACCAAGCAACUGCCGCCGAGAAGCGACAAGUCGUCCACCUCGUCGUCCUCCUCGUCGUCGUCGUCGUCGUCGUCCUGGCAGCCGACAGCCUCGACGACCUCAGACUCGAUUUACGCGAAUCUGGCAGCGGAGGAUGUUACAGGUGAGGUGCGCAGCUCGUUGGCACCCUCGAAACCUCAACGUACCGCCAGCAUGAGGGACCAGGCUACCUCGCAGCCGAUCGUCAAGAAACACGGCGCUUCCAACUCGGCCCUCAAUCAGGAUUACGAGGCCGUAGCUGUUACCGUGCCACCCACGUCCGAUUCUCUGACGUCUAACGACAGUCAUGUUUACGAGUGCCUUUCCAGCUCGCCGGAAUGCGAUUCGAAUCUCGAGCUACGGCACGGGGGCGUGUCUCAUCUCACCUGCAAGCGGAAAUCGGACAGCAACGCGAUGGAGCCGGCUGCGGAAUUCAAAUUCCAUCAUCAGACGUUCGUCAGGUCGACGUCGCUGCCGUAUUGCGGUAGCGAGACCGAGAGCGAACUUUACGCCCCGUACGGUUUUUACACCGGCGACGAGGGCCCCGAGGAGGAUCAGGACUGGAAGAGCAAGGACGACGAGCUGAGGAUAAGCCGAUUGAGGCAACGCAGGGGUCGCAGCAUAGUUCAUCGGAGCCUCGAGGAUAAUUACGGCGCCGUGGUGGUUGCGAAUCACGAAGCGCUGGCGCAGUUCCUCGACCAGCUGAACCAAACUCCUCAAGUGCCGGCGGGGCUGCGAGCCCUGAAAAAUACGAAUCCCCGUCUGAGCCACUUCAGCAUCGAUACCAAUACGUCGAUCGCCGCGGGUAGACGAAUAUUUUACUCGGCGACGUGGAACGAGCUGAACAUCACCCUCUGCGUCGCCUUCGAUCUGGCCACACACGUGUCAAGGAAGGAAUUUUAUUUGGCACCUAUAAUCGAGUUUAUAGACAGCGUACCGAAGGAAAUUACCGACAAGACGUGUCUGCCCGGGAACAAGCAACUGGAAGCGACCAUUUCCGUUCUGCCCCGGCUGCAAGUGAGCACGAUACAAUCGUUCGGGGUGGCGACGAGGGGUAUGCACGACGAAGGAACAGUCAGAGAAGCCUCUUUCGUGCUUCUUCAAUUCGUCACCGCGCUGAAGAGCCUCCAGGCGCGCGGAAUCGAGGAGUCGGCGAGGAGUCUGAACAACUUGGUUCUGUGCAGGGAGGACAAGGACGCCUAUUACAGGCUUUAUCUUCUUCAGGGAUUGAACGUAGACACGAACGAGGAACGGGAGGAGGAGAGGGUGUCGUUGUGCCAGUGCGCGUUAGUGGCGCUUCAGCAGCUGAAUCUGACGAGUAGGCUGCCAUUGAUUCAGGAAUUACUUAUGAGGGAGAAGGCCGUCACUCUGUCUCAGGUGAAGUCGGUCCUGGAAUUUUCUCUGUGGGGUCCCGCGGACGUGACGUUCGGUGGUCCACGGGAGAGGGAGGUCACCCUUCAAAGAUGGCUCGAUUUGGAGAGGGCAAACGUUCUCCAUGCCCUGGUCAGGACACGGGCUCCCCUCACCGUCAUCGACGAAUACCAAUUGCUAUUCUUGGUCCGAACCAGCGCGAAAAUUAUGGGCGAAGCGUCGCUGCUCUUGGACGAGCAGCGAGCACGCUUGGCCCGUGCUCGCUAAUCGUUCCCAAGCCUUGGAACAACCGAUGCCAAACCUACGAACAAUCUACAGGGUGUACUAUAAGCGCGGGUAGAGCCUCGAGCUAACGGUUCUCCCAGAAGCGGAGGGGAAAGAAAUUAGUUUGGUUCUCGUCCGGUAGUAAUAUAUGAGAUUAAUUUAAAGAACAACGUAGGGUAAGUAAAGAAAAAAUUAUAGUUAGCGUACGUUAAAGGCGAGGUACGGUUGGUGUUAUUAAUACGAACGUUGCGUAUGGUUGGAGAAAGUGUUUAGAUAAUGGGAGUUGUGGACGAUGGUGUUCUGCUGUUGUAAAUUAAAACAAGUGUCAAAGAUGAUGGACGAGUAUUUGCAGUUGUGCGCAGUUUGGUUUCCAAUAAUUAUUCCAAGCACGUAGUCCAUGGUUAUAAAUCAUUUUCCCCCAGGCUGGAUUAAGUGGAAUUAAUUUAGCAGACUAAGAUGGAAGAAAUUGAUCUGUGAAAAACCUAAAAAAAAGAAUUAUGAGCCACCCUAGAAAUUGGCUCAUUUUCGAUAGAAUUUUAUACAAAUUUUAUUAAUAUCUUUGUUUUAUAGUAUUGAAAUUUACUUGAACUGUUGCUCAAAAUGUUUUAAUUGAUCUGAAAAGUUCAAGACCAAAUCGUGUAAUAUUUAGUCUGAAUAUCUCAAAAACUAUUCCACACGCUCAUGAAUUAUUCACUGGGAUAUGUUUCUUAAUUUUUGUGGGUCCAAUUGGCCAGUUAAGUCUUCGCCUAUAUUUCCCCUAUACUCUGUGUCUAUUUAUUCGAUGUGAGAGGCGCUCGAACGCGGUCGCGAAUGAUAUUUUUCGAACGAUAAAGCGACGCGUCGGAGACGUAUGUAGUUAAAAUUGAACGAUAAUGGGAGCUCAUUGGUCGCUGCGAAUGAUGCUCGCGGAUACUGUUAUCGCGAGUCGUAGAAAUUUAAGUACGUGCCAAUGUUCGAUCAAAGUGUGCGAUCGCGCGGGAGGGCGCAUAAAAACGGGAGUGAUUGAUCGUUCGUCGUUCGAAGAUUCUCCGGUGUGUAUGUUUUUUGUACGUAAUUAUUUCCGAUUGUCGUUAACGACGAUAGCGUGUAAUCGUAUCAAAUAUUUGUAUAAAUAAAUGCCCGAUAACGA
This is a messenger RNA of Colletes gigas, 5843 nucleotides long. Its product is annotated as proteoglycan 4. Lineage: Eukaryota; Metazoa; Arthropoda; Insecta; Hymenoptera; Colletidae. The transcript has 15 exons. The coding region runs from base 443 to 4717 and encodes 1424 amino acids. The record is from RefSeq and is a predicted model, not a curated record.